Molecule: messenger RNA, 2141 nt
Organism: Antrostomus carolinensis (chuck-will's-widow)
Lineage: Eukaryota; Metazoa; Chordata; Aves; Caprimulgiformes; Caprimulgidae
Product: polypeptide N-acetylgalactosaminyltransferase 18
Exons: 12
Coding region: 1-1812 (603 amino acids)
Biological process (GO): protein O-linked glycosylation
Cellular component (GO): Golgi apparatus
Molecular function (GO): polypeptide N-acetylgalactosaminyltransferase activity
Source: RefSeq, a predicted model, not a curated record
AUGAGUCCAGGGCAGAGCGCUGUGGAGAGAGGUGGCACGUCUGCCAGGGGAGCUGCUCGGGCUCUCUGCGGAGUGUUCAAGUGCGCUAGUGUCAGUGUGGCUCCGGGGGACGCCCAGCCAGGUCUGUCCUGGGCUUCCCGGGGGCACAGGCUUCCAGGAUGGCCUAUGGUGCCCAAAAAUGAAAGAGAAAAAAAACCCACAGAGCACUUUGGUGUGGGUGUGAAGAUUCCAAAGAGCUUUCACAAAACAAUUUUAAAGUUGACACCUCAUAUUGUGAUUUUUAGGCACUGGGGCCAGGAUCUGAGUCCUGAAAACAGACGUAUCGCACUUAAGCAAUUCCAGUAUUACGGCUACAACGCUUACCUGAGCGAUCGCUUGCCCCUGGACAGGCCCCUGCCUGACCUGAGGCCUAACGGGUGCAGAAACCUUACAUUUCCUGACAGGCUUCCUGAGGUCAGCAUUGUAUUCAUAUUUGUUAAUGAAGCGCUCUCGGUGAUUCUGCGCUCCAUUCAUUCAGCCAUUGACCGGACUCCUGCUCACCUCCUCAAAGAGAUUAUUUUAGUUGAUGAUAACAGUAAUAACGAAGAACUCAAGGAGAAACUAAAGAAGUAUGUUGAUGAAGUGAACGCCCACAAGCCUGGUUUCAUCAAGGUUGUUAGACACAGCAAACAAGAGGGGCUGAUUCGAUCUCGAGUUAGCGGGUGGAGGGCAGCCACAGCACCAGUAGUUGCUCUCUUUGAUGCCCAUGUGGAAUUCAAUGUGGGGUGGGCAGAACCAGUGCUCACUAGAAUAAAAGAAAACAGAAAAAGAGUAAUUUCUCCAUCGUUUGAUAACAUUAAGUAUGAUAAUUUUGAAAUAGAGGAGUAUCCCCUCUCAGCUCAGGGGUUUGACUGGGAGCUGUGGUGCCGAUAUCUGAACCCUCCUAAGUCAUGGUGGAAACUGGAGAACACAACUGCUCCAAUAAGAAGUCCUGCAUUGAUUGGAUGCUUCAUAGUAGAUAGAGAAUAUUUCCAAGAGAUUGGCUUACUGGAUGAAGGCAUGGAAGUGUAUGGAGGAGAAAAUGUGGAGCUUGGAAUCAGGGUAUGGCAAUGUGGAGGAAGUGUUGAGGUUCUACCCUGUUCCAGGAUUGCCCACAUUGAAAGAGCACAUAAACCAUACACAGAAGAUCUAACUGCUCAUGUCCGGAGAAACGCGCUAAGGGUGGCUGAAGUCUGGAUGGAUGAAUUUAAGAGCCAUGUCUAUAUGGCAUGGAACAUACCCCAGGAGGACUCUGGAAUAGAUAUUGGUGAUAUUUCUGAGAGGAAGGCCUUGAGGAAAAAGCUCCAGUGCAAGACCUUUCGGUGGUAUCUUGUCAGCGUGUAUCCAGAAAUGAGAAUGUAUUCAGAUACUGUCGCCUAUGGGGUGCUACAGAAUUCCCUGAAAAGUGAUUUGUGCCUUGAUCAAGGGCCAGACACGGAGAAUAUCCCAAUCAUGUAUAUCUGCCAUGGAAUGACACCACAGAAUGUUUAUUACACAAGCAAUCAGCAGCUCCAUGUGGGUGUUCUGAGUCCCACUAUCGACGAUGAUGACAACAGAUGCCUGGUGGAUGUGAACAGCAGGCCCAGGCUCAUUGAAUGCAAUUAUGCCAAAGCCAAGAGAAUGAAGCUUUACUGGCAGUUUACUCAGGGAGGUCCAAUCCAGAACCGAAAAUCCAAGCGUUGCCUGGAAUUGCAGGAAAACAAUGAAAAUGAAUUUGGAUUUCAACUCGUCCUUCAGAAAUGCACUGGACAGCGCUGGUCUAUAACAAAUGUCCUGAAAAGCUUGUCAUCAUAGCAGACUGAAUUUUUUACCCAUUUCUUUUGCUACCGUGUAGCAAAUAUUACAUUGUUGCCUGCUGUACUGUAUUCCUGUCACCUCACCCCCGGGUUCCUUCUCUCCUAUUUUUUGUCCCUUGGAUUUUAUUUUUGAGUGUGUGGAAAUUGGGUUUGUGGGCUGAAAAUAAGACAUUUUUAUUUCACAAUGAUGUUUUCAUGACAUUUAUAGAAACCUUGAAUGACAGGUGAUGGGUAGGCUAUCCUAAAAUAUUUUACAAGUGUAAAUAGGAAACAAAUGGAGAAUAUUUAUAACUCAAACUUUUAUUGAAUAAAAAAGUCCAAACACUA